Molecule: messenger RNA, 936 nt
Organism: Cuscuta epithymum
Lineage: Eukaryota; Viridiplantae; Streptophyta; Magnoliopsida; Solanales; Convolvulaceae
Source: the annotation of a GenBank genome assembly
UUUUUGGGAAAAGGAAAUUUUAUUAAUAAAGAAAAUUAGAAAGUACAAAAGACAAAAAACUGGAAAAAAAAAAAGAAAAAGAAAAAAAUGAAAGCAAUAAAGCUAAACUUAAUAGUAAUACCCAACCCAAAGAAUAGCAAAAAGCCCUCCCAAUCUAAAACUUAACCCUCAGACAAAUCUUCAAAGCUCAGCUCGUGAUUGAGAUCUAGUUCUCAUAAGAUGUGAUCGUUGAUUCCUCUUCUUGUACCAGUAUCACAUCUUGGAUUUGAUGAUGACCUUUUCAUUUUUCUAAAUGGGGAAUCUAAAUCUUUGCAGAAUUUUAAAGACUUUCUAUAUUCCUACCAAGCACCUUCAGGUCAAUCUGUUAAUCUGGGCAAAAGCUCUUUUAUUUGUGGAAAAUUUGCUAGAGCCAGGCUGAAAAACAUACAUAACAUUCUGGGCAUGCAGAAAGUGAAUCUCCCCCUCAAACACCUUGGGGUUAAUCUUCACAAAGGAAUUAACAGAUUUUCCUAUUGCUCAAAUCUAAUCAAUCAAUUCGAGAAGAAACUAUCUCCAUGGAAACAAAGACAUCUCAAUCAGGGUGGAAGGCUUAUCUUGAUUAAACAUGUUCUGAGUUCCAUCCCUCUUCAUAUUCUUGCAGCUGAUACCCUGCCCAGAAAAGUCAUCAAUACUCUAGAGAAAAAAAUGGCAGCUUUCCUUUGGGGCUCUUAUAAUGAUAAACAUAAGUAUCAUUGGGUUAAAUGGUCUGAGCUAUGCACUCCCACUGAGGAAGGAGGUUUAGGUCUCAGAUCUCUAAUUGAUCUAGAAAGAGCUUUCUCAAUCAAACUAUGAUGGAAAUGGAAGUCUGGUAAUUCAUUUUGGUCUGACUUUCUUCAUUGUGAACAACACGGCUGAUGCUUUGGGUGUGGUGUCGAGAAAGAAAACAAAAGACGUCUA